UCCGGGUGGCCCCCGAAGUAAGGUGUCCAGACGGCCCAAGGCAGAGGAGGUCUUAGCCUCGCCAUGACCGAGCGACGUGGGGGACUGGGAGCCCGCCUGGCCCGCCUGCUGGCUGGACUAGGGGCCCGGAGAGAGCGCAGGGGGAAGGAGACCUCAGAGGAGGCCAGACCCCGAGAUAGACCCUGGGGUGGCCAGAGCUGCCCCGACCUCGCCCAGGGCCGGGGCAGCACUGGCAGCACCGGCGAUGUCAGACUCAAGGUCCAAGCCCAGAGCCAUUCAGAAUGGGACCUUCGGGUCACAAGCCAUGGUGGUUUCUGGUCUCGGAAGCGCCAGCACCCCUCAGGGAGACCAGCUCAGCCCCUGGGGCGCCUGCAGAGGCCAGCUGUGGGCAGUGCCUCUGACUUGGCCAACUAUGCCUCCAUGGCACCCGAGGACCAGGCCCCGGCCGUGGUCUCAGCAGAAACUGCUGGUGCCCAGCACCCCUUACUCCAAGGCAAUUCUCCUGGACAUACAGAACAGGGAACCCCAGGCCACACCUGCCAGCAAGCCCCACGAGUAGCCCCAGACCUCACUCUGAGACUGGAGCCGCCCAGCAAUCUGGAAAACUCGCCUCUGCCGCCCCACCCAGCAUCUUUCACUGAGGUGGAAGGGGCAAAGGGCGAGCGGGACUCCUCAGGGCCUGUCCAGUCAGAGUCAGCCCGGAUCCUCCACUCACGACGGCCUGCCGGGAGGACCCGCUACCACAUCACUGUCACCCUGCAGGGGUGUGGGCAGACACCCAGGGAGGAGGGUGAGGAACCGGCCCGACCAGCUCCCCACCCCUGCGGCCCUGCGGAAUCCAGGGGCUGGCUGGAGCCUCCCCAGGGGCUCCGCCCCAUCACGGGGUGCCCGACCAACCUGCUCCAGGAGCCCCAGCUGAGAGCUCCGCCGCUGCCGCUGCCGCAUCAGGGGAGCUUGGCCCAGUGGCAGGAGGUCCAGCCCGGCUGGAAGCCUGGGUCCCCACACAGAGGGGAUCUGGACUACAGUGUGAAGAGAACACCUCUGGACAGGUUUCCGGGGCCCAACAUGGAGGAGGCUGGGCCCCCGCCCCGGGCUGAGGCCCGAGUGGUAAGUGCCACCCUGAUGUGGCGACAUCGGCCUCCGGCCCAGGAAGAAAUUAGACAUCGUUUUCACAAGGUGUCCCUGGUGUCAGGGGCCCGGGAGGAGAUGUUUGGGUACAGCCACCUUCAAGAGGAAGUCAAUGGCUUUGCUACUCGGGAAGAAGAGACCGUGAAUCACCAGGGCCUUUGGGAUGAGGCUGGCUCUACAAAAUUCCAGAGCCACGGACCCAUCUUUUCCAAGAAGUAUAUCCCACCCCCGAAGGAGAAAAGGCCAGUGAGGAGGCUGAAGGAGGCUGCAGACCAGACUGACAGCAUCCCCCAGGCUCCCAGGACUGAGCCACCAGGCAUGGGAACCACGGCCAGGACUGAGUUGCUGGUGCCCCUGCCUGGGCCCCGGGAGCCAAGCCCCCACCCAGGCCUGAGUCACUCCAGUGGGAGCUCUUGGAACCGUGAGGAGUGUCGAGUGACACGUACUGUGCGGACCACCACAGUAGUAGGGGGCCACGUGGACCGCCGGGUGAGCAGCUCGGUGACCACAGGGCCCACGCUGUUGGGUGAGACCUUGCCAAGGGGCCGCCAUGUGGCCCGCACGGUCCGGACGGUGGUGGUGAACCCCCGGGCUGAGGGCUCACCCAGCCACAGCAAGGCCCGGGAGCUGCUGAGUAGCCUGGUGCCUGCUGAGCACAGCUCCCUGGCCAGUCACCUCCCCAGGCCCAUGAAUGUGCCAAGGAGCCAGGGCCUGGGUGGCACAGGGGGCACAGUACCUGGGGAACUGCCUGAGACCGGGACAGCCCACCUAAAGGUCCCUACCAGCAGCUCGGUGAGUCCUCACCUACCCCAGAACCGAGACAGCCCUGCAGCCUGCCCAGACCAAGACCAAGGCAGGGCCCUGGAGCCCAGAAGGAUGCAGGGAGCCUCCAGCCCUACUCCACUGCCUCCCCAGACUUCUCAGAGCCAAGCACCAGUGCCCUCCCCUCCCAGACUCCAGACCCAUCCCCCCUCCCCAGGCUUGGCCUCUCAGCCCAGGGCCCGGCCCAGUCUCCAUGGCCUGCCCUCUGUACAAAAGGAAGGGCUUGUGGAUCCCCUUGCUGCACCCAUCCCACCUGUGGAGAGGAGCGAGGCUGUUCCUAUGCCUGGACAACCUGUUGUUCCAUCUUCUAUUAGGAAGAAGACUGUCCCCAGCCCAGGAGGUCUUUCUGCUGUCUCCUCCCCAAGGAAUAAAUUUGUUCAGGACUCUGAGAAUGUGCCUGCCUCCUCCCUUACUCAGAAAGAGGCAGUUCAAGGCCCUGGUGCUCCCGAUGCCUCAUCCCCUAAGCCAGCCAAGGUUGCCCAGAGCCCAGAAAGAGGCCCUAGCACCCAAAAGCAGGUUGUCUGGAAUGCUGAAAGCAGCCCUGCCCCCUCCCUUACCAAGGAAGAGACUUUUCAAGGCCCACAUGCUCCUGUUCCCCAACUCCCCAAAGAGAAUGAGGCCAUCCCAGGUGCCAAAGGGAGCCCUGUCUCAUCCCCUCAAAAAGAUGACAUCCACAGCUCCGCUGUUAGUCCUGCCCCAACCCCCUCAGUGGACAUGGUGUCCCCUGGUGUAGGAGACACCCCUGUUGCAGUGCCAGAGGAGGCAGAGGCCAGCCUGGAGUCCCAGCUUGCCCCUGACUCUGCUGAGGACAAGUCACUUCCAGGGUCAUCGAGUGAGGAGGAUGAGUUGGUCCUGGAUGCUGAUCUGGAGAUUUUCCUGGAUACGUUACGGAGCAUGGAGCCCCCUGAGAUCCUCCGCACUCACCGGCUGCCCCGAGCCCCACGCUCCUCCUACUUGGCCGUGUACGCCACACUGCCUGCCAUCGAGGAGGACCAACCUGGUCCAUGGGUGCUGGGACCCAGCCCCCAGGAGGUGCCUGCCCUGGAGGAAGAGGAGGAGGAGGAAGAGGAGGAGGAAGAAGAGGAAGAACCAGAGAACCCCUACCUGAGCGAUGAUGAGAAGCUCCAGCUUAGGCUGGAGAAAACAGGUCCCAGCCUCUCAUGGGGCUCCCGUUCUGCCAGGCCUACCCAGGACUCUUCUUCACCCCUGGAGAUGAUGAAGAAACACGUGGCGGAUGCCAGAAGCCAUCACCCAGAACUUGGGCUGGAACUGCAGACUGGAAACCGGCCCACUUCCCGACUCGGUGGCAGCCUUCUCUUUAGCAGUCUCAUGUCUGCCACCAAGGAGGCACCCACCCCAGAACCACUAGGUGCAAAACUAUCUGCUCUGCCACCCCAUGGGGCACCAGGGCUGAGGAAGGUGCCUGGACAGUUGCCCCUGCUCUGCAGUGGAAGGCCACCACCAGAGAAGCUGACACGUGCCCAGCCCCUGGAGGGGUGGAGCCCAUCCUUGAAGACACAGGGCAAGCUGAACACCAGGCCUGGGAAGGUGAUCUUCUUCUCACAGCCCGGCUGCCAGGGUAGCAGCAGGGAGAUCUGGGAAGACAUUGCUGAUGCCUCGGGCUGGGCCCUUGUCACCUCUGUAAGGGUGGUUCGAGGAUGCUGGGUGCUGUAUGAACAGCCCAAGUUCCAGGGCCGGAAGCUGGUCCUGCCUGAAGGAGACAUGGACCUGAGAGCCCUGCAGCCAGCGUGGAACACGCGAGGCAUUGGCUCCCUGAGGCUGGCUGUCUGGGACUACUGCACCCCGGAGAUCAGUCUGUUCUCUGAGGAGGGCCUCAAGGGUGAGCAGGUGAAGCUAACUGAAGCCUUGAAGGAAGCUGGGGGCCUGGAGAGGCACCUGCAGGUGGCAUCUGCCACCGUCUCUGCAGGACUGUGGCUGCUAUACCCCAAACCGUUCUUUGAAGACACCCCUUAUAUCCUGGAGCCUGGGGAGUAUCCUACCUUGGAGGAUUUGGGUACAUCAGACCCCACUGUGGGCUCCCUGAAGCCCAUGAGAUUGGGCUGUCCAAGUGUGGAGAAGCCAGGGGAGCCCAAGGCUAUAGUGUAUGAGGCCGCAGGCUUUCAGGGCCAGAGCUGGGAAGUGAGCAGAGACAUCUACAACAUUCAGCAGCCAGAGGACAGCCAGAGCCCCAACCUCGCCUCUGUGGGGUCCUUGAGGGUUCUUGGGGGCUGUUGGGUGGGCUACGAGAAAGUGGGCUUCCGAGGCCACCAGUAUCUGCUGGAGGAGGGCGAGUACGCUGACUGGUCGCACUGGGGAGGCUAUGACGAGCUGCUGACCUCCCUGAGGAUCAUCCGGACGGACUUCGGGGACCCGGCUGUGGUGCUGUUUGAGGACAUGGACUUCCAAGGGCACGGCGUGGAGGUGAGCACGGCACUGCCGGAUGUGGAGCUAGUGCAACACGGGCCCCGCACUCAGGCCAUCCACGUGCUCAGCGGCGUGUGGGUGGCCUAUGGGCAGGUGGGCUUCUCCGGCGAACAGUACGUGUUGGAGAAGGGCGUGUACCGUAACUGCGAUGACUGGGGAUUGACAGCCUCCUCGAGUCUGGAAACUGGUCCUCUCUUUCAGGUCGGGGAGCACGAUCUGCACUUUGUCUCAAAGAUUCAGCUUUUCUCCGGGCCCGACUUCCUGGGCGACCAUAUCUGCUUCGAAGAUGACCGAGCCUCUCUGCCCACCUCCUUCCAGCCCCAGUCCUGCCGGGUCCACGGCGGCAGCUGGAUCCUGUUUGAUGGGGAGAACUUCAAGGGGGACCAACACAUCCUCUCUGAGGGCGAGUUUCCUACUCUCACGGCCAUGGGCUGCCUGGCCUCCACAAUCCUGGGCUCUCUCCGGAAAGUGCCCCUGCACUUUUCAGAGCCUGCCAUUUUCCUGUAUGGACUGGAGUCCUUCGAGGGGAAGGAGAUUGAGCUCAGCGGGGAGGUGCGGAGCCUGCAAGCUGAGGGCUUCAACAACCACGUGCUGUCCGUGCGGAUCAAGGGGGGCGUGUGGGUGCUGUGUGAGCAUAGUGACUUCCGGGGCCACCAGUGGCUGCUGAGCAGCUGUGAGAUCACCAACUGGCUGACCUACAGCGGCACCCAGAGGGUGGGCUCCCUCUACCCCAUCAAGCAGCGCCGAGCUUACUUCCGCCUCUGGAAUUCUGCCCUGAGAGGAUUCCUGGCAGUGCCCGACCACGUGGAGGACAUGAAGGCUGGCCGGGUGGUAGUCUCCGAGCCCCGAGCUGGGGGCAGCUAUAUCUGGUACUAUGAGGAUGGGCUGCUAAAGAACCAGGUGGCCCCCACCAUGAGCCUGCAGGUGAUUGGACCUCCUAGCCCAGGCUCCAAGGUGGUGCUCUGGGCCGAGAGCCGCCUGCCGCGCCAGACGUGGAGCAUCGAUGAAUCGGGCCACAUCUGCAGCCAGAUGUUUGAAGGCCAGAUCCUGGAUGUGAAGGGUGGCCGAGGUUACGACCGGGACCAUGUGGUGCUGUGGGAGCUGGCAGAGGACAGGGCCUCCCAGAUCUGGACUGUCCACGUGCUCUGAACCCCUCUCCUGCCCCGUCCCCAGGGGCUCUUGCUGGUGUGCAAUGUUUUUAUAGGUUUUUGUUGUGACAUAAGCUAUUGUCUAAUGCCAGGUAUCUCCAUCUCUGUGUACCUUGAUGUUUGGGGUUUGGGGUGAAGAUUGUUCACUGGCCUUUGCCCCGCUACACUCAGGCUGGCUUUUCUGUUAUUUGGGCCUUGGAUGUAUGGUCUCCGCCGCCACCAGAGGGAGCCUGGCCACUGGACUGGGAUGAGUCGCCCACAGGCUGUGUUCUGAUCUUCUCUGACCUACAGGUGGCCCCAGGCUGUGGGGACACAGAGGCCAAGGCUUGUGGUCCCCACCCUGAGAGAACACAUAGUUCAGUGGCAGAUUCUGAUAGCCAGAGUGACAUAGUGACAGGAAGAACACAGUGGAGGGUUGCGCAGAGCAGAACCCUGCUGCCAGGGACCUUCUGCUGACACAGGAUGGGAAGGACCAGGCUGUAGGGUGGAACAGGAAAAUGUCCCACGGAGCAGACAAGUCCAGCUAUGAACCCCAGCCUGGUGGUACACACCUGUAA
This is a messenger RNA of Fukomys damarensis (Damara mole-rat), 6079 nucleotides long. RefSeq names its product crystallin beta-gamma domain containing 2 (gene Crybg2). The coding region runs from base 64 to 5523 and encodes 1819 amino acids. The record is from RefSeq and is a predicted model, not a curated record. The transcript has 22 exons. NCBI's taxonomy places the organism in Eukaryota, Metazoa, Chordata, Mammalia, Rodentia, Bathyergidae.